Anastrepha ludens (Mexican fruit fly) is the source of this 12206-nucleotide messenger RNA. RefSeq names its product potassium voltage-gated channel protein eag (gene eag). Gene Ontology annotation, cellular component: membrane. The record is from RefSeq and is a predicted model, not a curated record. Gene Ontology annotation, biological process: regulation of membrane potential; potassium ion transmembrane transport. Gene Ontology annotation, molecular function: voltage-gated potassium channel activity. The transcript has 19 exons. NCBI's taxonomy places the organism in Eukaryota, Metazoa, Arthropoda, Insecta, Diptera, Tephritidae. The coding region runs from base 2123 to 6145 and encodes 1340 amino acids.
CCAAGUGCUACGUUGUCGCUACAACGGCGCGGACAAUGUGUGUGCGUGUGUGUGGGAAAAACGUUUUUGAAAAAUUACCAACAAAAAAGUUCACUUUAUAUCUAAAGUUAUAGGAUAAAAAGAAAUAUGCAAAAAGAGAAUUAAAUUCAUGAAGCCCCAUAAACUUUGUGGAAAAAAUGUGAAAAUGUGAAUUUAUUUUGCGUUGUCUGCGCAAAAACGCCUAAAAGUAGACCAGUCCCAGGAGUGACGGAAAAAAUAAAUUAAAUUGGAAACGUGUAUUCAACGAAAGGAAAGAUUUGCGAAAAUCGCAACGGUAAAGGUGAUGAAAAGUGAAAUUUUUAAAGAAAAGCGAAAUUAUUGUGUAAUGACAUUGAGUGUGGCGAGUGGCGAGCGAGUCACGACGACGACAACGGCAACAACGACGACCACGACUACAAAGACGGCGACGCGACAAUUGCAAGGAGCAAGUAACAGUCGGAGUAGAAGCAGCAGGUCUACAGAAAAGCAAAAGCGCUGAAGUAGAAGGACUUUCGAAACACUGAAUUCAUUUCAAAACAACUGGCACUCACCCACACAGAGGAGGCCGUAAAGCAACAAAAGCUUGAAUAUUUCAAUGGAUGCGCCAUAGCAGCUGCAACAGGCGAAAUUUUCGCAAAACAAAGUGAAAUGGAACUAAAAAGAUUAACGCAUUUUUUAGUCCGUUUCAGUGCAAUUGUGAAUAUAUGUGUGUGCUUGUGUGCGCGAAAGUGAUUAUGUAUGCGUGUGACACCAGUGCGAAUAACGUGCAACACGUUUGCUCGCAAAAAGCAAAUGAGAAGAAAAAUAAAUAAAUGCAAGUGGAGUGUGUGUUAAAAGUAAAGGAAUUUUUAUUGCAGCGCCGCAAUGUAUGCAAUGAAAAAGUGUAAGCGAUAAAGUGUUCAAUAUUUAUACCAUUUGUUACUGUCGAUAUUUACUGGCGAGUGCAAUGAAUUUGUGAAGCAAUUAACAUCAAUGUGGGAAAUAAAAAAAUUACAACAAAAAGUGGUGAGAAAUGUAAGCGAAGUGUUUAAUUGAAAAGUGUGAGUUGACAGUGCCGAGUUGGAAACAAAUUAGCACUUUUCCAUUUGCAGAAUGUACUACCAAAGAGCAAAUGGAAAAAAUAAAAGAAUAAGGGCAGAGCGGAAUACUUCUACAGAUGGAGAUGCUAACGGCAAACAUUUUUAUAUUCCAUAAAAUUAGAUCACGCCUAGAGAAAAAAAGGGAGAGCAAGAGUUAGAAAAAUGCGAAACAUCAGUAGAGUCAAUAAAUAUAAGAAUCUUUAAUAAUAAUUAAUUAAACCCUGAGACUCUAUGUUCCACCUAGAAACCACAGGGAAAAUAUAUUUAUAUAAUUACACUUCAUAAAUAAACUUUCUUCAAUCUUUCGAGGCUAUUUUGCUCAGAGAGGCCAUCAAAAUAAAAAGAAAACACGAAGUACAAAACAACGCAUAUUUAUUGAAAUAGUAAAUGAUAGGCCUAAAGUGUCUAGAAACCGCAAAACAAAAGGAAAAAUGUCUAACCUUUCGUUUAAAAUUAAUUUUAAAUGAUUCCGAACCAGCAGAAAUAUGUGUAAAAGUGCAAAAAAAAACGCCCGCUAUUCAAAAUUGUUGCCACCUAAAACAAAAGAAGGCGUAAGCUUUACGCUCGUUAGCUACGCCAACUUAUCGCUGUUUCUUAACUGAAAUCCAUCAACGCUGUGAAACGGAAGUGAAAACUGGCUGAAGCAAAAACUUACCAGGCAUUAAAAAACAAAAAAAGUAAUAAAUAAAAAAUCUAAAUCGCAUAAUUUAUCAUGUUUUAUUACCAGCUCAUCGCGCCACUCCGCUGCCACUGUACUCGCUCACUUGAAAAAACCUAUGAAGCACGUGCGCGGCUGUAAAAAAAUCCUUCUCGCGCGUCGUCUUUCAUUGCCUUUACUUAAGACCACCAAUAUCAGUGUUAACACGCCAUUGAUAAAUAACCGAAAACAGUCGUUGUUGCUGUUGUCACCGUCAACAUUCGCCAAAGCCUGUGAGUCAACACUGUGCUGUCGAUUUCCUGUUUUUGAAAUUUCAUAAUUUUUUGUUGUUCUUCUUAAGCUUGGAUAAGCAAACAACGCAAGCAAAAUGCCGGGUGGACGUCGAGGACUUGUUGCGCCGCAGAACACAUUCCUGGAAAACAUCAUCCGGCGCUCGAACUCACAACCGGACAGCUCAUUUCUAUUGGCCAACGCACAGAUUGUGGAUUUUCCGAUUGUCUACUGCAAUGAGUCCUUUUGCAAGAUUAGUGGCUACAAUCGGGCUGAGGUCAUGCAGAAGUCGUGCAGGUGCGGCUUCAUGUAUGGCGAGCUGACAGACAAGGAAACGGUGGCGCGCCUGGAGUUCACGUUGGAGAAUCAGCAACAAGAUCAAUUCGAAAUUUUACUCUACAAAAAGAACAGUGCUCAAUGCGGUUGUGGGAUGAAGCAAUACGCAAAGCCGCACGCAAGUACAAAGCGGCCGGUUGACUCAAAGCUGCAGCAGCUAAUGAAGAAUGGCAAAAUAGAAACCCCACUAUGGCUGCUGCUACAGGUUGCGCCCAUACGCAACGAAAGGGAUUUGGUUGUGUUAUUUUUGCUAACAUUUCGGGACAUCACCGCACUGAAGCAGCCAAUCGACAGCGAAGACACAAAGGGUGUUUUAGGUUUAUCGAAAUUCGCCAAACUGGCGCGUUCGGUGACACGCAGCCGUCAAUUCAGCGCACAUCUGCCAACACUGAAAGAUCCAACGAAGCAAUCGAAUUUGGCGCAUAUGAUGUCACUUAGCGCCGAUAUUAUGCCGCAGUACAGACAAGAAGCGCCUAAAACGCCGCCACACAUUCUUUUGCAUUAUUGUGCAUUUAAAGCAAUUUGGGAUUGGGUGAUAUUGUGUUUAACAUUUUAUACCGCCAUUAUGGUGCCGUACAAUGUAGCUUUUAAAAAUAAAACUUCAGAAGACGUUUCACUACUCGUUGUCGAUUCCAUUGUAGAUGUUAUAUUCUUUAUAGAUAUCGUUUUAAAUUUCCAUACAACAUUCGUCGGCCCCGGCGGUGAGGUCGUCAGCGACCCCAAAGUGAUACGCAUGAACUACCUAAAGUCCUGGUUCAUCAUCGACCUACUCAGUUGCCUGCCAUACGAUGUCUUCAACGCCUUCGAUCGUGACGAGGACGGCAUUGGUUCGCUGUUCAGCGCGCUAAAAGUUGUACGUCUGCUGCGACUGGGGCGUGUUGUGCGCAAGUUGGACCGCUAUCUGGAAUAUGGCGCCGCCAUGCUCAUCCUGCUGCUCUGCUUCUACAUGCUGGUGGCGCACUGGCUGGCCUGCAUCUGGUACUCGAUCGGGCGCAGCGAUGCUGACAAUGGAAUACAGUACAGUUGGCUGUGGAAGCUGGCGAAUGUGACACAAUCGCCGUACUCGUACAUCUGGAGCAACGACACCGGACCGGAAUUGAUAAAUGGUCCGUCGCGCAAGAGUAUGUAUGUGACGGCGCUGUACUUCACCAUGACCUGCAUGACAUCGGUGGGCUUUGGCAAUGUGGCCGCCGAGACGGACAACGAGAAGGUGUUCACCAUCUGCAUGAUGAUUAUUGCAGCGCUGCUGUAUGCGACGAUUUUCGGUCACGUGACGACCAUCAUCCAGCAGAUGACCUCAGCGACAGCAAAGUACCACGAUAUGCUAAACAACGUGCGCGAGUUCAUGAAGCUGCACGAGGUGCCGAAGGCGCUCAGCGAACGCGUUAUGGAUUAUGUGGUCUCCACAUGGGCCAUGACAAAAGGCUUGGACACCGAAAAGGUACUAAACUAUUGUCCGAAAGAUAUGAAGGCUGACAUUUGUGUUCAUCUAAAUCGCAAAGUAUUUAACGAGCAUCCAGCGUUUCGUCUUGCCUCGGAUGGUUGUCUGCGCGCGCUCGCCAUGCACUUCAUGAUGUCCCACUCGGCACCCGGUGAUCUGCUCUAUCAUACCGGCGAGAGCAUCGACAGCUUGUGCUUCAUUGUGACCGGCAGUUUGGAGGUGAUACAGGACGAUGAGGUUGUGGCAAUAUUGGGUAAGGGCGACGUCUUCGGCGAUCAAUUCUGGAAGGAUUCGGCCGUUGGCCAAAGCGCAGCUAAUGUGCGCGCCCUAACCUACUGUGAUUUGCAUGCCAUCAAGCGUGAUAAAUUGCUCGAAGUCCUCGAUUUCUAUUCGGCAUUUGCGAAUAGCUUUGCACGCAAUCUGGUGCUCACCUACAAUUUAAGACAUCGACUGAUUUUUCGCAAGGUGGCCGAUGUGAAGCGCGAGAAAGAAUUGGCCGAACGGCGUAAAAACGAACCUCAAUUGCCUCAAAAUCAAGACCAUUUGGUGCGUAAGAUAUUCUCGAAAUUCCGUCGUACGCCACAGGUGCAGACCGGCUCCAAAGAGGCGGUGUCGGGUCAAAGUGAUGUGGAGAAAGGUGAUGUUGAAGCGGAUCGCACCAAGAAGUUGCCUGCUAAAUUAACCCUCACCGAGGAUUCACGCAUCCUAACAACAGCUGCCGCACCCUCUCCAACGCCAUCACCCUCGCCCUCAUCGGGUCCACCAUCUGCGCGUAGUACGCGUGCUAGUAAAUGGGGGCGCCUUCUGGGCAGUUCAAGUGUCGAUUCGGCUAGCGAUACCAGCGCCAAGGUAGCAGUCUCGAGAAGUUUGAGCGCCCGCGAAAGUCUGCGUGAGAGCACUGCCCAAGCGCGGCAGAGCAGUACUUCGAGUAGUAAUGGUGGACAAGGCAAUAAAAGCGCGGAAUCUUUAGACACCAGUAUUCGAAAAAUAGAAUUUAAGGAUAUUAUGGCAACGCCAACGGCAGCAGCAGCUAAGCGCGUCAAGAGCCUGGAGUCGCUCACUACGGCGACCGGACACAACUCGUGGGUGGAGCGCAAGUGGCGACGCAUACGCAUACUGGAUGUUUUUCCUAAAGCUCCUAAACUACAGGCUAGCCAAGCGGCGCUCGCGCGCCAAGACACUAUCGACGAGGGCGGCGAGAUCGAUGCCUCACCUCCCAGUCGCGAGACAAGGCUUAUAGGCGAGGUUGGUUCUGCAGCAGCAGCAGCAGCGGCGGCACUGGCAGCCAAAGAACGCAAUCUGGCAUUGGAGCGUGAGAGACAAAUCGAGAUGGCUUCGUCCCGUGCCACCACAUCUGACACCUAUGACACAGGACUGCGCGAGCAGCCGCCGACGAUGGCGCAACGCGAUUUGAUAGCCACCAUGUUGGAUUUGAAGGUAGAUGUGCGCCUGGAGAUGCAGCGUAUGCAGCAGCGUAUUGGACGUAUCGAGGACAUGUUAGGUGAGUUGAUGAAACGUUUGCCAACACAGGACUCUUCGGGUCAAACGACGCCAGGCGAUGAACUGGGACCGGGGGGUGGUAGCGCGGGUGGCGCUGGCGGCAGUGGCACUACAGGUAGCAGCAGCGGAGUUGGUAGUGGUGGUGGAACGCUGACUGCCCGCAUUGGUGUAGUAGAUGGCGGUGGGGGUGGCGGAAGCGGCGGCACGCACUCGACCGCGGUCACUCCAGCUGCAGACACUGUGAUAACAAUUUCUACGGUGCCGCCCACGCCACCCAUUAGCACAACCGCCGGUGCGGGAGUGAUGGCACAGCUCGGUAGUAUAGGUGGUGGCAGCGCAGGAGGCGUUGGUGUGCCUACAACUACGACGUCCGCAGCUGUGGCAACGGUGGCGGUAGGCGCAGGCUCCAAGCCCAUUCCACAAACACUCAGCCUACUCAGCCCAGCACAGAUGGGAUCAGCGGCGACAACAGGCGGUAAUGGAUUGGGACCGCUGAUGCUGAAGAAACGGCGUUCGAAGAGCAGGAAGGCACCAGCGCCUCCCAAGCAGCCAUCACACGUGCAGAGUCCAGAACAGCAGCGUUUGCUGGAGGAUGAACCCAUUGUAGCGGCAACGACGACGACGGUGGCGGCGACGACGGCAGCAACAACAGCUGCGGGGCCAGCGGUGACAACCCCAACAACCGCGACUUCGAGCAGCGCGGCCACUUCACCUACGGCAGCGGUACCUUCUUCGAUAGGUGGCAGCGGCGUCGGUGGCGGUAAUAACAGUGGUACGUCCAGCGGCAGCGGCAGUGGUGGCGGAGGCGGCGGCGGAGGACGUAACAAGCGUGAAUUUCUCUAGCCCAAAAUACUGGUGCGCCAUCAAUCAGACACUGGCAGCAGCUUCGAGCAGUAGUACGAGAGGUGAAGCCGGCUGCACAGAACGAUGGCGUACAAUGGAGAGGGGUGGGCGGAGAUUACUUCGAGUUCAUUUGCCACUGUUGCUUCUCUUUCCAGUUUAAUUUAGUGUAAGAGGUAGCAAAAAAAAAUUUUGGUAUUAAACAAUUUUUUGGUUUUAUUGAAGCUUUCGGAAGCUUACAUUUUACCAAAGAAAAGAGGGCAUAUUUCGAGCCUCUAGCAGAGUAAAUAUUUGUGAUAACCAACCAGAUAUUAUGACUAUGAAAAAAUUAAUAAAGAAAUUAUUAUUAGAAAAUGUAAACGCCAAUAGAAAUAUUUAAGAAGAACCAAGCAACACUAAAAUGCCGCUUACCAAAAAUUGUAAAUUUAAUUGUAAAUAUUACGAAGCGAGUCUCAGACGCUUGCUCUUUGAAGCUGUAUAGAUAAAUAAUACUCGUAAAUAGAUAUGUACUUGUCUGUAUGUUUUUGGUAGUCAUUUGGGGCAGACACCGGCGGACAUGCAUCCGAGUACAUAGAUAAGUAGCUACAUUCGAAUAAGUUCUACUCGUAGAUCGAUUGCAAUACAUUUAUAAGUACUUAGCUAGCUGAAUACCUUUGCCUUUGAAGGAAUUGAAAACCCACUGAUUUGCGACCCACAGAUUUUCUAUCGUUUACCCAAGAAAAAGAUCGCACGGCUUCACAUCUCAAAACAACUUGGCGAAAAGUACACCCCCAACGAUCUCAGCAAACUUAAGUGCUCCGUAAACAAAAACAAACUUAUCUUUCAAAGUGGUUGAACUCAGCCAAGUCAGAAUUGAAUAGUGAUGGGCUAGAUCUUGAAAAAAGAAAAUGAGUAGAAAAUUAGAAAAAGUCCCAUUAAGCUCAGUACAAUGUUUUCCAACCUAAGUUAAACAAAAACAAAGCAGAUAAACCGAACUGAUGUUUUAGCAAAUUCAAACAGCCAGAUCGUUAAAGAAGAGAUCAACCAACAAUCUGAGGCACAUUUUUGAAAUGCGGAGCAUUUUCACAGGAAGUCCGCAAUGGAUGCAGUUCACAUAGAAAUUAUUGUGCUCGAUUCUGUCUCGGAUUAGCAUUGCUGAAGCAAUUCUUCAGUGUUCUUUAUAGAAGCUAUUUGUUUUUGAGAAUCUCAAAAAGGUGCGUAAUCUUUGUUCAUCCAGGGUUGGCCAAGACGAUACCCUUCAAAUGGGCAGAUGCAUCUGACAGCUGUUAGUAAAUACCUGCCCUCAAACCUUCUUCUCGAUUCUUGAUAGCAGGAUGACAAGGAGAGCUAAUAAGCUUGAACGUGAACUUUCCCCUUAACUUGUGAAAACAGAACCCACAGGGCCAAAGGGAUAGGUAUGGAUUCUAAUAUGUACUCAAAUGCAUCGUCUGCCAUGUUAAACCCUGUCAGAUCACUUUGUUCCGGAAAGAAUUGCGUAUUGAUCAAAACCAAAUCCUUCAAACCUUUUGCUUCGAUAGUACCCAGGAAGGGUGAUCAGAGUUAGCAGAAUUUUGUUUUGAACCAGAGAGCACCUCCCCGCGUUUGCUAUUAUCAGCUUCAUAGCAGGAAUGACCCACCAACCAACUUCUAAGCCCGAAAAUCUAGCUAAGACUAAGAGCUGGGAUUUUUUUUACACUUUUCAAAGCUCCCCAGAUUGCACAGCGUUGCCACAUGUUUACUUUGAAUAUAAGCAAUUUUCUUCGAAGUGAGUUUAUAAGAAAAAAAUUGCAUAAUUAACUGCCAUAGAAAAAAUGAGCAAAAGUUUAGCAAAACCAAAAUUAAAUGCAGAAAGCAACUACGUAAAUGAAAUUGGAAAACGCAAACUUUGUAAUACAAUUUUCAUUUAGAACCCGUCCUAAAAAUGGAAAACACGCAGAAUCAAACUGAAAAGAGAAAACCAAAAACCAAAAGCAGAAACAACAAUUUUAAGCAAACGAAGAAAACAGUACUGAUUACAAAAUAAAAGUAAAAAUAAUUGUUAGAAGUUAUUUAUAAACAAAGAAAAGAAGAAACCAAAACAAACAACCAAACAACUACAACAUGAUUAAGCAAUAAAUGCAAAAACAAUGCUCCAUUAAAAUUAUCUAAGUAAUUAAAAAAGUAAAGAAACCAAAAACAAAUUAAAACAAAAACACUUAGCAUUAAAUAAAAUAAGUGGCAUAUAAAGAUUUAGGUUCCACACCAGAAGCGACAAACCCAACAAAACCAACUAAAACGCUAACCGUUUAACACAAUGAAAAACAACAACCAAACGACAAUCGAAAAACAAAGCAAAAUGAAAUAAGAUACAAUUUUCUCGAAUUUUAUUCUAAAUAAUUAAUUAGGUGGCAACACGCCAAUUGAGUUCGCGCGCAUUGCUGCAAGCCAAGUUGUAUAUACGCAAACACAUUUAAUCACACACACCCAUAUACAUAAAAUCGUCUAGAACUUCACACACCCACUCACCCGAGCACUCAUGGGUACAGUACAGGCACGUGCAUUAAAAAUGCAGCCAUAUAACAGUGCAUUGCUUUGAAAAGUAAAUAGGAAUGGUUGGAGUUUGGUGAGAGCACUUGAGUGGUGCAAAAAUUAGCAUAGCAUAGCAUAGCAUACUAUUAUAAUGUUGUAAUAGUUAAAUACUUGCGUUGCCAUACUUGUGAUAUUGAGAAAAAGGGAACGAAAAUUUGAUGUGUUAGUAUUAGUAAAUAAUAGAUAAGCGAGAGCUUUUAGGAAUUAUUUGGAGUUACAUAAACUUUUUUUAAUGGAUCAGCAGUUUUGAUUUUCAUUUUGUAAAUACUUUUUUGCACUUUAGCAAAAAGAUCGUAAAAAAAUGCGUCGGUUGCUUAAUUAUCAAAAUUGUCAGCACCUGCAUUUUGAAUGAAGGAUUUCACCUUGAAUUUUUGCACAUUAACACUCAUUAGAAUUUAGCUCUUUUAUUAAUUUUUUCUUAGCUUAGCAUAGAACAGGGCAUGCAGGCCAGCGCCUUAAAUUAUGCUGCGUUUGCCGAAUGCCUGAAAAGGUUUCAACACUGAGUCCUAAUAUUUGCAAGUGCGCACUCUUUUCGAUAUUCUACGUUCCUUCUCUAGGCAAAAAUAUUAGAUAUAAAGAAAAUUAUAUGAAGUUGUUAUUUAAGGGUUGUUUUUUAGUAAGUAGAAAGAAAAAACUUAUAUAGAAAGUUUAGAAAGCGUUGCAUAUUUCUUUGAGUACCUUGAGUGAAAUAAUAAACAUAUAAAAAUAUUAAUUUGUUACUAAAAUAGAGCCUGUUAACUGAAAAUUCCACCUUCCGUUUGCUUUAAAAAAAGUUUUGAAACUGAAAUUUCUGUUCUUUUGAAUUCCUUUAACUCUGUUGGUUGAGAAUUGAUGAGAAAACCACCAAAUAGUAGUGGGAACGUACAAAAAAGACAGGGACAAAAAAUAUAAAGUUUCUGAAAAGCAAAAGUUUCUGAUUUUUCAAAAUGUUACAACUCUUUGGAAUAAAAAAACAGUCUUCAAAUAUUUUAAUGCAUUACCGUUAAAAUUUUAAGCUUUUUAUCUUCCUAUUAGUUUUCAUUCUUUUUCUCAAAUUUAGUGAAUACAAAAUUUCCUAAAUUAAAAAAUGUAUAUUUUGAAUUUCUCGUUUUGUUUUCUGCAAUUUUACUUAACGUAGAAUUUUUGGAAAUAAACAAAAAAUGCCCUUUUAACUCUUUAAAAUUUUACUGAACAACAAAUUUUUCAAAUAACUUUUUUUUUUCGAAACAUACCUUCUUUUCCAAACAUAUAAAGUUCAAAUUGCGAACCAAAAGCAACACAACCAACAAACAUACUUUCAUACCUGCAUACAUACAAACAUACAUACGAUUUAAGUAAUUUAUAAAUAAUCUUAAAACACAAAAAAAUGUGUUACCUGAUUGCAACUAUACUGCGCUUAUUUGUUAAUUUUUUUCAAACGCUUUUACGUAAAGAUAUUUAAGAUAUUAAAAAUUGUUAAUAUUUGUUCACUCAUAUCUAAAUAAGUAUAUGGAAUGCAUAUGCAUUUGUAGAAGCGGUGAUUGUAUAUUUACUUAUUUACCACACUGAAAUAUACAUAUUUGUACAAACGACAAGCAAUUUACACACGGUAUUAACACACCUACAUAAAAUUAUUUGAAAGAAUUGUUUAACUAAUUUUUAGAUUAAAAGAAAACUCAAAAAUAACCAUAAAAUGUUAAUAAAUGUAAAAUGUAGGAAAUUUAUUUCAAAUCAAAAGUCUUAAACAAUUUUAUUAAUUGAAAUGUGUUAAUAAAAAUUGUAAAUUAUUGAAAAAUACAAAUUUUCAACCCGGAAUGCUAGCGAGCUAAGGUAGGCAUAGGGGAAAACUAUUAGCUUCAUAAAAUAUGGUAAUAAACACUAACAAAAAAUAAUAAAUAAAUAAAAUAUAUAGCAUAUUUAUUGAAAAUUACGAUUAUUUAUAAAUAAUAUAAACGCUUAACAAAUUCGUCAACUACGCGCGCAUACGAAAUUAGAAAAUUGCUAGAAUUAAAAAUAAAAGUGAUACAAAAAAAAAGCAAAUUGGAAUAAAUUAAGUGAAGCUUAUAGAGAAUUCUAAUAAAGAAAUUACACGAAUAUUUAUGUAUGUAUAAGCGAAUUGGCAACUUGUUAUUUUAUUUUACUUUUUUUUUUGAAAAUUUUCCUUGCGAAGCCUUACAUUUCGAAAAUAUGCAAAAGCAGACCAAAAAAUGUGCAAUUAAUAAAAAAAAUAUUACUUUUAAAUAUUUAGGAAUUAUUUCAAAAUGAAAAUUGGACAAAACCAUUUAAAAAUAAUAUUGUAAAUAACAGUAAAAAUAGCGGUGAAGGGAAGAAACUAUCAAAAUUCUGUAAAAGAAAACUAAAAAUGCUUGGAAAACUGCUGCAAAAAUGCUUUGGAACUCAGAAAAAUACGAAAUAUGGAAAUCUAAGCUCGCAAUGCCCUGAAAAUGCAAUAAAACAUUCACUAAGAUUGAAAAAUGUAAUACCUAAAGAACAAACAAACGCUUUUAUACGCCAUUUAACACUUAAAAAAUACAAAUUCUUUUUUAACAAAAAAACUAAAAAUAAAAUAUAUCGAAUUUCACUAAACAUUAGCAACCGCAGAGAGAAAAACGAACAAAGUUUACAAAAUAUACAUUGGGAGCGGCCAGGACAAUUUUCUUUGAAUUUUUCGCAAAGUAACAAAGUAGCCAUAACCUAAAAACACUAGAGGGAAAAAUUUCAAAUUUUUGCUAAACACCGCAAAGCUCGCUACACACUCACACUAUAUAAAUAAUAAAGUAAACAAAUAAAUAAAUUAUAAUUAAACAAAUGCAUGUUAAAUGGAAAUGAAAAUAUGGUAAAAAUAAUGGAAAUACAUACAUACAUACAAAUAAAUUAAAAAAUUUAUGAAAACAAUUUUACAACGCAAAAUAAUGCAAUAAAGUAAAGAAAAUAUUAUAAAAACAAAAAACGCAAGCUCCAUUUUAUUUCCUAAAAUCACAAGGAAAACAACAACAACAACUUAAUAGAGCGUACAUACAUACAUACAUACACACCAAGUCGCGCUAUGCCAAAUGAGUAGCAAAAAAUAAGAUAUAAACACCUAUUUAAAAAAUCAAAAAAGAAACUAAGUUUACACAUCAACUUAAACAAAAAAAAAACACACACACAAAUUCGAAAAUUAAAUUUCCGAAACAUCGCUUAGCACUUAAGAAAUUUUUAAGCAGCAGCCAAGUUUGUUUACUUCAAUGCAAGCGCCAGAGCUACUCAAAAAUUUGCUAAGACGACGCAAAUUUGCGAAAAGUAUUAUGUAAAAUGGAAAAAAAACUACAAAAAACACGAUACAGAAAACAGCCAGAAGCUGGCCACUAAGCUGACGCUAAUGUAAAUUCUAAGUGGAAAACUAUACAUUUAAAAACCAAUGAAGAUAUGAGUGCAGAGAAAUAAAUUAUAAAAAAUGUUUUUUAAAAGAAUUCUGAACUUCACUUCAUUAUGGCUGAUGCAAAUGUCUCAUUUACGAUGAAAAGUUACUUCUUUGGAAUUUAUGAAAAAGGUUGAGGUACGAGCGGUAAGUAGUAAU